AUGCCAUCCCACCUCCAUCUCUGUCCCCGUUUCCAGCAGGAGGGGGAGGAGGUGGGGUGUUGGCCCGUGGGGGACGGCUGGGGUAGGGGGAGUGGCGGAGUUGGCGUCUCAUGUAAGGGGGAGGUUCAGGGGGUGUGGGUGGAUGUUCCAGCUGCAGCAACUGCCACCACUCCUCCUCCUGUCAUCCCCCCGCCCCGUGUCUCCCGUGCUGCUACCCCAUCGUUCCCGUGCUCCCGUGCUCCCGUUCUCCCGCUCGUCCCGUGCGUUCCGUGCUCUCGUUCGUCCCGUGCGUUCCGUGCUCUCGUUCGUCCCGUGCGCUCCGUGCUCUCGUUCGUCCCGUGCUGCCCCGUGCUUCCCGUGCUCCUGUUCGCCCCGUGCUUGCCCCGUGCCCAUGCACGUGCUGUCCGCCCGUGUUCGCCGUGCUUGCCCCGUGCCCAUUCCCGUGUUGCCCCCGUGUUCCCUUCCUGCCCCGUUCUGCCCGUGUUGCCCCGUUCAGCCUGUGCCCAUGAUAAUACCCGUGUUCUGCCCGUUUCCUGCCCGUGUUCUGCCCGUGAUCCUGCCCGUGAUUCUGCCCGUACUGCUGCCCGUGAUUGUGCCCGUGAUCAUACCCGCGUGCUGCCCGUAUUUUGCCCGUGUUCUGCCCGUGAUCCUGACCGUGAUUCUGCCCGUGAUUCUGCCCGUGUUGUCGCCCGUGAUUUUGCCCGUGAUUCUGCCUGUGAUCCUGCCCGUGUUGCUGCCCUGUCCCCCGUUCUGCCCGUGCUCCCUGUUCUGCCCGUGCUGCCCCGUUGUGCCCGUGUUGCCCCUUUCAGCCCUUGUCCUGCCCCGUUCGGCCCGUGUUCUGCCCUGUUCUGCCCGUGUUGCCCCGUUCAGCCCGUGUCCUGCCCCGUUCUGCCCGUGUUGCCCCGUUCAGCCCGUGUUGCCCCGUUCUGCCCGUGUUGCCCCGUUCAGCCCGUGUCCUGCCCCGUUCAGCCCGUGUUCUGCCCUGUUCUGCCCGUGUUGCCCCGUUCAGCCUGUGUCCUGCCCCGUUCAGCCCGUGUUCUGCCCUGUUCUGCCCGUGUUGCCCCGUUCAGCCCGUGUCCUGCCCCGUUCUGCCCGAGUUGCCCCGUUCAGCCCGUGUCCUGCCCCGUUCUGCCCGUGUUGCCCUGUUCUGCCCGUGCUGCCCCGUUCUGCCCGUUUGUGCCCUACCCGUGCUGUCCGUACCCGUUGGUGCCCCACCCGUGCUAUCAGUUCUCGCUCGUGCCCCACCCAGUCUGUGCUGCCCGGUCUCGUGCUGCUCGUCACCCCCGUGCGGCCCGUCCCGUACAGCACCUAGUUGCUACCCGAACCCGCUACCCGUACCCGUGCUCCUUGCACACCGUGCACCAGCUGCGGGGCGUUCAACCGCAGCCGGGCACCUGUUCCACCGUGGUGGUUCAGAUGCUGCUUGGUGGUUGCUGCUUGUCAGCUUCAGAGGGGGCCCCUUGCUGGUGUUCCCACGCCCUGUAA
This is a messenger RNA of Closterium sp. Naga37s-1, 1485 nucleotides long. The record is from the annotation of a GenBank genome assembly. Lineage: Eukaryota; Viridiplantae; Streptophyta; Zygnematophyceae; Desmidiales; Closteriaceae.